UUACGCUGUUCAGUACCAGGUGCAUGUGAGCACUUUAACAGCUGCACACCUGAGAAAAAAAAUAGCCCUUGUCAUUGCACCAACCUGCCAAAAGCCCGACCAAGAAAAGAGUGUUAUGUGGGGAAAAAGCGACAAAUACUUAAUAGUUAAAACGAUAUUUUUGUCUAGGCCGUGGAUGCUUCAUUAUUGGUGAAUGUGUUUAAACCUGCUUCCGUUGGCCAGCGCGCAGCCGCAGAGUGACGUAACACUUUGCUCGGCAACUUUAACACUAGGAAGUGAAAAUGGUAAAUCGUGGGUUUAUAUCUUUACACUUUGUGUUCGGACUGGGAGUUUUUCAGCAAGGUGUGACAGCUGUGAUACAAACCCAGCAGACUGUGUUGGCAGCAGUGGGAGAAGAGGCCAGUCUGAACUGUCAGCUCCUGGAAACUAAAGAUGUUGUUCAAGUCACAUGGCAGAAAAUUUCACCUGAGAAGAAGAAUCUCGCCACCUACAGCAAAUACUCUGGUCAAUGGGUGAAUUCUGACAAAAUUGAGUUUAAAGAAACUGGUCUGCAGAGCAGCGCCAUAAUUGUCAGAAAUGUAACGCAGCAGGAUGAAGGCUGCUAUUCAUGUCUGUUUAACACCGACCCUGACGGUGCUCUGAUAGGUAGAACCUGCCUCCAACUUUAUGGUGUGACAGCUGUGAUACAAACCCAGCAGACUGUGUUGGCAGCAGUGGGAGAAGAGGCCGGUCUGAACUGUCAGCUCCUGGAAACUAAAGAUGUUGUUCAAGUCACAUGGCAGAAAAUUUCACCUGAGAAGAAGAAUCUCGCCACAGUGCUCUCUGCUCCUCAGCUGGAGGUGUUUAUGAUGCUUCCUCAGGUCAAACAGAUGUCUGCUGAUGGUGAGAAACUCUUCACAGACGCUGAUGUGUGGAGUGAGCGUGGCUUGAUCACUGUGACUGUGAUCCUGGUCUGCAUUGCUGCAGUCACAACAGCUCUUCACUGUUGUAAACUUAAGAACAGUGUGUCACACAGGGACCCAGAGAAGAACAAAACACCACAGAAAACAGCCAAAGACACUCCGGAGAUCAAAACACUUUUAGAACAGAAGAAUGAGCAGAUGAGACUCCGAACGCCUGCUAUCAAGAGUCCAAACAGCAAGAGCCCAGUACGAUCGCCUUUGACAGGAGGGUGUCGUCGAGGGUUACCCUUUUGUGACACAGAAUGAUGCAGUCAGACCAAAGCUGCCACAGCUGACAGAAGGAAUUAAAUGAAAUUUAUGGCAUGAAUGGUUGUACAUAACUGU
This is a messenger RNA of Monopterus albus (swamp eel), 1286 nucleotides long. RefSeq lists its product as uncharacterized. Gene Ontology annotation, biological process: negative regulation of neuroinflammatory response; heterotypic cell-cell adhesion. The record is from RefSeq and is a predicted model, not a curated record. The coding region runs from base 282 to 1208 and encodes 308 amino acids. The transcript is spliced from 7 exons. Lineage: Eukaryota; Metazoa; Chordata; Actinopteri; Synbranchiformes; Synbranchidae. Gene Ontology annotation, molecular function: cell-cell adhesion mediator activity. Gene Ontology annotation, cellular component: axon; neuronal cell body; cell surface.